Messenger RNA from Cutaneotrichosporon oleaginosum, 2758 nucleotides. RefSeq lists its product as uncharacterized. The record is from RefSeq and is a predicted model, not a curated record. Gene Ontology annotation, molecular function: protein phosphatase regulator activity. Gene Ontology annotation, biological process: signal transduction. NCBI's taxonomy places the organism in Eukaryota, Fungi, Basidiomycota, Tremellomycetes, Trichosporonales, Trichosporonaceae. Gene Ontology annotation, cellular component: protein phosphatase type 2A complex.
CUCCCCCCUCUCUCCACAUCAUCGCCAACAUCCUCCCCGUCAUCAUCACCCUACCCCCCCUCUCAUAACCCUCUCACAACCUUCCGCACUAGCCUCCCACGCUGCCUGCGCUAAAUCCCCCUCCGCCGCGUCACACACCCAAGUGGUCAAGGCGUCAACUUGCCCUCAACGCUCGCCUCUUGCUCUCUUUCUCUCUUUGAUCUCCCCCUCUCUCACACACUUACACACGUCUCCUCCUCUCCUCCUCCCCUCUCCUCGCUCCUCUCACCGCCGCCGCCGAACGCGACCCCAAACCCAGCAACAGCCCCCGUGCCGCAGUCGCGUCUUGGAAUCUCCCACCCUCAAACACGCACGCGCGCGCCUGCACACCAAACUCUUUAGCUGCUCCCAUCAGAGCAAGCAUCUCUUCAUCUCCCCUCGAGCUUAACCAUCAAUGAAGGGGCUGAAGAAGGCCGUGCUGUCACGGACGUCCAAGGCUUCAGACAGCAAGAUCAAGCCCUCCAACUCGAAGCAGUCCAACUCGCCAUCCCCAGGCCCAUCCUCUCCUGGCCCUGCAAGCGGUCCCAACAACAACAACAACAACAACCCCGCAACUGCCUCGGCCCCAACUGCUGGCAGCGGGCCCCAGGACUCGCCUUCUUCUGGCAAUGUGAAUGCUGCAGCUGGGUCCUCGUCACUCACUGCUCAUGCAGGAGCGCCGUUGACCCCCCGCCGUUCCCCCGUCUCUGACAAGACCCAGCCAGCACCUCCCCUCGUGAUCAUCUCGGGCGCACCCCAGCCACCACAGUACUCUGAAAUGCCCGCCGACCCCAUCCCACACUCACCCCACGGCCGCCAGUUUGGCUCACCAGACCGUGGUCCCGACGGUCAACCCACCCCGCCAAAGGCAAACAACCCCCUUAACCGCCUCCGUCAACCCAAGGACACGAUCCCCAUCGUCGGCAAGACGCCCCGCAAGCAGCGCAGCUCGCGCUUUUACGUCACCGAGCGCGUCGAGAUUGAAAAGCUCCCCCACUUUACAGAGGUCCGCCCAGAGGAGCGCAAUGCCUUGUUCAUCCGCAAGCUCCAGCAAUGUAGAGUCGUUUUUGACUUUAACGACGCCAGCUCGGAACUCACAGGCAAGCAGAUCAAGGCUCAGACCCUCCAUGAGAUGCUCGAGUACAUUACUCAGCAGCGCGGCGUGAUAACCGAGAACAUUUAUCCAGAGGUCGUUGGCAUGUUCUCGGCCAACCUGUUCCGCUCCAUCCCACCCCAGGUCAACCCAACGGGUGACGCGUUCGACCCCGAGGAAGAUGAGCCCGUGCUCGAGCUCGCAUGGCCCCACCUUCAGAUAGUAUACGAGUUCUUCCUGCGCUUUGUCGAGAGCCCUGACUUCAACACGAAUGUCGGCAAGCGCUACAUUGACCAGGCCUUUGUCCUUCAGCUCCUCGAGCUCUUCGACUCGGAGGACCCUCGAGAGCGCGACUUCCUCAAGACGACACUGCACCGCAUCUACGGCAAAUUCCUGAAUCUCCGAGCAUUCAUCCGCCGUUCGAUCAACCAUGUCUUUUUCCAGUUUGUCUACGAGACCGAGAGACACAACGGCAUCGCAGAGCUGCUCGAGAUUCUUGGCUCGAUCAUUAACGGUUUUGCCCUCCCUCUCAAGGAAGAGCACAAGAUCUUCCUAACCCGCGUCCUUCUCCCGCUUCACAAGGCAAAGUCGCUCGCGUUAUACCACCCCCAGCUCGCGUACUGCGUCGUCCAGUUCUUGGAAAAGGACCCGAUGCUCACUGAGGAGGUCAUCCUGGGCCUUUUGCGGUACUGGCCAAAGGUCAACUCGCCCAAGGAGGUCAUGUACCUAAACGAGGUCGAAGAGAUUCUCGACGUCAUCGAGGGCACCGAGUUUGCCAAGAUCAUGCAGCCGCUCUUCUCGCAGCUUGCGCGCUGCAUCAACUCGCAGCACUUCCAGGUCGCCGAGCGCGCGCUUUACUACUGGAACAACGAGUACAUUGUCAACCUCAUGGGCGAGCACAUUGCCGUCAUCCUCCCAAUCGUCUUCCCCGCCCUUUAUCAGAACUCGAAGCAGCACUGGAACCGGACGAUCCAUUCCAUGGUCUACAACGCUCUCAAGCUCUUCAUGGAGAUCAACCCUGAGCUCUUUGACGAAGUGCAGCACAACUACAAGCGCGAGCGCAAAGAGGAGUACGACCGAGCGGUCGCCCGCUAUGACGAGUGGCUUGCGGUUCGCGAGCAGGCCAUCGCAAACUACAAGGCGAGCGGCUCGACGCAGCCGCUUCCAGAGCUCCUCUCGCGAUCGCCACCGCCGCGUCCUGAGCCGUUCGUUGACGACGGGGAUGGGUCGGUCGAUCUUACGGCCAAUGGCUUCGAUGUCAGCGAGAGCUUUACGCUCGACCGGUCGAUUGCCGACGACAUUGUGCCCGUGGCUGACCCGGGCAUUGAGCAGCGGAGCCCUGAUUCGCCCGUCUUGAACGCGGCGGCCACUCCGGCCAGCCAGCAGCAGACGCCCCCACACAUGAGGAGGAAGUCGGUGCUGCCUAUCGACCCUGCGGUGAUGCGGGAUCUUGAGGUGAGUUUUGCUCAUCUAAACGUGCUAGCCCGUUAGCUAGCUAGCUGUGUGGCUGAAAGCACAAGCUGACACCCACAGGCCCACCGCAGCCUCGAUAACGAGGGCGCUGCCGCAAAGACACAAUAACUACCCUCUGUCGUCCGCGGCCGUCUUCUCUUGGCAUUCUGAAUCUCUCUUUCUCACUCGUGUAUC